This is a messenger RNA of Drosophila rhopaloa, 12760 nucleotides long. It is a transcript of the gene NaCP60E, whose product is annotated as sodium channel protein 60E. Gene Ontology annotation, cellular component: voltage-gated sodium channel complex; plasma membrane. NCBI's taxonomy places the organism in Eukaryota, Metazoa, Arthropoda, Insecta, Diptera, Drosophilidae. The record is from RefSeq and is a predicted model, not a curated record. Gene Ontology annotation, biological process: neuronal action potential; sodium ion transmembrane transport; membrane depolarization during action potential. Gene Ontology annotation, molecular function: protein binding; voltage-gated sodium channel activity.
UAGAACCGAGCAGUCGCCAUGCGAGCGCACGUACGUACAGUGGCCCAGUGUCUAUGUGUGAAGUGAAAAAGCACAAGGAAUAUGGUGAAAAGCGGUGGAAGGCAGUGCCCAAGAAAGUAAAAUACGAAAAUAGAUAUAGAAAUAGAAAUAGCCAUAGUGAACGCAUAUAAGCGAUUACAUAAAGCCCAGCUAUUAUCCCGAACAUCAAGCAACCAGAAUUACAACUGCAGCGGAUAGUAAACAACUUAUGGCCAAUGUUUAGAGACGCAUCGCAAAAUGUAAAGCAAUAAUCAACACAACAAAGCCAAAGCUCACAAUAGAAGUAGACGAAAAAUCUGAGGAGCGAGGAGACGAGCUGAGGCGAUGCCAAAUGCCAUUAUUGGAAACGGUCGUAGUCAUAAGAUUUGCAUAGCAUAGCAAUAGCAAUACCAAUAGGCAUCAUGAAAGCCCCCAGCGUGAUAAGCACAACAACAAAAACAGCAUCAGCAAUAGUAGAUACUACGCACAAAAUGGUUAACAAAGGGAACGGUGACAAUAUUAACGGUAAACUGAGCGAUCCGCUCGCCUGAAAAGUGAGACAGACAUAUGAGCAGUGUUCGAAAAUCGAGUGAGAAGCCAGCUAAGAGAGAGCGAGGAAUGAAGCAGCCCUAAGGACCUCGGCAAGGACGAAGGACCAACAGCAACCAGAGGCAGCCGCUGCAGCAACCAACCAAACGACGACAAUCAGUCAAGAUGAGUGAUGAUCAAGCGGUGUCCAACGAUGAGAAAGCUGUCGCCAAGCACCAGGUCGUUGCGUAUACGCAGAGGUCGCAGGUCAAGCACGAGAACCGGCACAUCCAACUGGUGCGUGAGUACGGCUUCCACCCGCGCACCAAGGCCUCCGUGGAGGACGGCGACGUGCUGCCCCGCAAGUUCGAGCCCUUUCCGGAGCACAUGUACGGCAAGCCGCUGGAGGAGAUUGACACCUUCAUAUACGAGGAGACCUUCUGCGUGGUGUCCAAGCGGUUCCGUAAGAACUACAUCCACCGCUUUACGGGCACAAAGAGCCUGUUCCUCUUCUACCCAUGGAGCCCGGCGCGGCGCGUGUGCGUCUACAUCGCCACGAACCAGUUCUUCGACUACUGUGUCAUGGCCACCAUCCUGUUCAACUGCAUCUUCCUGGCCAUGACGGAAACGGUGGAGGAGGCGGAGUACAUCUUCCUGGCCAUCUACUCCAUCGAGAUGGUCAUCAAGAUCAUCGCCAAGGGCUUUCUGCUCAACAAGUACACGUACCUGCGCAACCCGUGGAACUGGCUGGACUUUGUGGUCAUUACCAGCGGCUACGCCACCAUCGGCAUGGAGGUGGGCAACCUGGCGGGACUUCGCACCUUUCGCGUGCUGCGCGCCCUCAAGACGGUGUCCAUAAUGCCUGGAUUGAAGACGAUCAUCAACGCGCUGCUACACUCCUUCCGUCAGUUGGCGGAGGUCAUGACCCUGACCAUUUUCUGCCUGAUGGUGUUCGCGCUCUUCGCCCUGCAGGUCUACAUGGGCGAGCUGCGCAACAAGUGCGUGCGCCAGGUGCCCACCGACUGGACAAACGUGUCUCACGCGGAUUGGCAUAUCUGGGUCAACGACACCGACAACUGGCUUUACGACGAGGAUGAACUGCCCGUGCUGUGCGGCAACUUGACCGGAGCCCGCCACUGCCCUUUUGAGUACGUGUGCCUAUGUGUGGGCGAGAAUCCCAAUCAUGGCUACACCAACUUUGACAACUUUAUGUGGUCCAUGUUGACGACGUUCCAGCUAAUCACAUUGGAUUACUGGGAGAACGUGUACAAUAUGGUGCUGGCGACCUGUGGGCCCAUGAGCGUCUCAUUUUUCACGGUGGUGGUCUUUUUUGGCUCGUUCUAUUUGAUCAACCUAAUGCUGGCCGUGGUGGCCUUAAGUUACGAGGAGGAGGCCGAGAUAACGAACGAGGAACGGAAGAAGGACCUGCUGGACCAUCGAGACGACUCCACGUUUAGUUUCGAUCCGUCGGUGCUAAACGUGAAGAAACUCAACAAGAACAACAAGAAGAAAAUCGACUCCCGGAAAGGCGUGCUCCUGGCCUCGUAUAGCAAGAAGAAGACGCGGCGAAAAAAGGGCAAGGGCGGCAAGGAAGGUGGAACCAAUGGUAAUGGAAACGGCAGCAAUGGCAACGACCCCAAGUCCCACUCUGCUACUCCGAGUCCGGGCCCAAGUCCUCGGCACAGCGCCACGGAACGUCCCUCGGCACUCACCCUGCAGGCCCAGAAACAGUACCAGCAGAUGGAGCAGCAGCACCAGCUGGCCAAAGCAACAGGUGGCGACGCCAACACUGCCUCCGCUCCCACUCCAAAGGGACGCAUCAGCUUUCAGGACAGCGGCGUGGGUGUGAAGAAUCCCAACAUGCUUUACCCCUCGGACUAUAAGGGCCAGCUCAUCGCUAGCAGCCGGCAGGCGAGCUCUAACUCUAGUGGCGUUAAUCGCGAGUCCUCGCAGGACGACUCCGGGGUGGUGGACGAUCAUGAGGAGCAGGAUACGGCCAACGAGCUGGGCCACGUAUCUACCGUGGAGCUCGCUCUUUCUCCCCGUGAAGUGCGCCUCAUCAAGUGCAACGGGAACAUAGCCCGCAUCAAGAACCACAAUGUGUACACUUUGCACCAAGAAUUCUCCUCGGAGGUGGUUGUGAUCGAUGAUUUGCCCGACCGGAACUGUGAUCGCUGUGUUCACUGGUGCACCGACUACGAGAGCUGGCUACAGUUCCAAAACUGCCUAUAUAAAGUGGUGCGAGAUCCGCUCUUUGAACUGGCCAUCACUCUUUGCAUCGUGUUAAACACCGCCUUCCUGGCCAUGGAACACCACGGGAUGAGCGAAAGCUUUCGCAACGCCCUGGAUGUGGGAAACAAGGUCUUUACGUCCAUUUUUACGUUCGAGUGCAUUGUUAAGCUAAUGGCGCUGUCCAAGGACUUUUUCCUGUGUGGCUGGAAUAUCUUUGAUCUGCUGAUAGUCACUGCGAGUUUGCUGGACAUCAUCUUCGAGCUGGUCGACGGCCUUAGUGUCUUGCGCGGCUUGCGAUUGCUGAGGGUAUUGAAACUAGCUCAAUCGUGGACUACAAUGAAGGUGCUCCUAAGCAUUAUAAUCUCAACGAUCGGUGCCCUCGGCAACCUCACGCUGAUUUUGGUUAUAGUCAUUUACAUAUUCGCCGUCAUCGGCAUGCAAUUAUUCUCCAAAGAUUAUACGCCCGAGAAGUUCGACCCGGAUCCAGUACCAAGAUGGAAUUUCAAUGACUUCUUUCACUCGUUCAUGAUGAUAUUUCGCAUUCUGUGCGGCGAAUGGAUCGAGCCUCUCUGGGACUGCAUGCGUGCCGAGGAGGAGCAAGGAGCUUCCACCUGUUUUGCCAUAUUUCUGCCGACACUCGUCAUGGGAAAUUUUAUGGUGCUCAACUUGUUCUUGGCCUUGUUACUCAACAGUUUUAACUCCGAGGAGCUUAAGUCGAAAAAAGAGAUUUUCAAGAAGAAGGAAGUGGGCGAGGAGUCCAAGUUAGCGAGGAGCAUUGAGCGCGUGCGCGACCUGAUUCGCAAGAAGCGGCAGGAGCGCAAGGAUCGCAAGGAGCGCAAGUUUGCGGAUAAGUUUCAACAAAUUGUACUUGAUGCCCAGCAGGCGCAUGCUCAGGCUCACUCCCAGCAGACUACAGUGGGUCUGGAGAGCGGCGACAAAACGGGUGUGCUGGCGGAAACCAAGAUGCACAGACUAAGCUACCAGGAGUCUAUGAAUCGGCCAGUCUCCGGCUCCGACUUUGGCUUCCAAAUCCCGCUGCACGACGGCUUGCAUACGAUAGUUGAUGGUCUCGAGUAUGAUGACACAGGAGAAUUGCCAGAGCAGAUCCAGCUGCAGUCACAUCCACUGCCACCCACGUCAGACUUGCUGCCUCCCACAUACGAGAGUGCAAUGAUGGCUGCCUCCGCCGCCUUUCCAGCCGUAAACGGGAAUGGAAAUAGCAACGGAAACGGUCAAAAUCUGACGCCUUUCGCCAAUUCGGAGCGCCGGCUGCAGCACCAAAUCUCCUCGGGAGUUAGCACACAGCUGAACGAUUCCCGAGAAGAGGCAACCUACACAGAGUCUAUUGAGCUGCGCAUGCUGGGCCAAUAUAACUCAACGGACACGGAUCCGUACGCCAACGAUCAGCGAAGCGGCUGUGGCUCAUUUAACCGCGCGGACUCUCUGCAGGACAACUCCUCUCGGCGCUACGGAAGCGAAGAACACGACGAGGCCUAUCUCAAGUACCAGAAGUCUCUUCUGACGCGAUCGCCAAGUUACCGAAAGUCGCUGGACCGCCUUUCCCAAUCCAGCGGCCAAUCUCAGCGAUCACUGCUCAAGUCGGAGGAGAUUGAGUUGCGGCGGCAUUCGAGUGGCCAGUCAUUGAACUCUAUAUCGAUCGAGCAGGACGAACUGCUUUCGCAGCAGGGGAAUCUGCGCGAGGAACUGCUCAACUGCGACCAAAAGGAUCUCUUUCUGUUUCUGCAGGAGGACGACGAGAUGCAAAAGGGUCCAAACCUGAGCUGCAUCUCGAGCGCCAUAAGAUCUCGACGUCCCUCGAUUCAGUUGGGACAGCCAGAGAGCGAGGCACUGAUAGAGCACUCCGAGUUUGACAACAUUAUCCAGAGCUUCGAGAAGGAGCUGGAGGAGAUCAAGCGCUCUACCACGUCAUUGGAACGCAAGCUUUCCAAUCUUUCAGAGCCCUCGCCGGCAGCCGAUGAAGCAACAAAGGCUAUAAUGGAGCACAUUGCCAUCAUCACGGGCGCCUCGGAACGCUCGGCCGCCGACGAGGUGGUGCACCCAUUAAAUCCCUAUGACAGUUACGACUUGUCAAGCGUUCCACGGCGUUCGCAAUCCGUCAGCGCAGCCGCUCAGCGCCAGUCUGUGAAACUGAAGCGUCGAAGCCUGGAAAAGCAGCGUAAGAUAGACGAGGACUUCAGUAUUUCCAACGAAAUACGCAAAAUCUGUGAUCAAAUUCACGCCCCCUUCGUGGCUAUGGAAGCCAUGGCGGUGGCAGCCACCAGCGCCAGCCAGGUGACGCAACCCAGUCAAUCACCCUUUCUUCGACGCAAGAUCGAUCCGUUCACGGUGCAGUUUGAUCGCUUCAAGCGGCUCUCCCUUAUUGAGCGCGUGGAGGAGCUGCCAGAGGAGGAGAAGCCCAUCUCGACACUGCGCAUCGAGUCGGAGAAGAUGCCGCGCAAGUUUCUCCGCGGACACGACCAACUGCGCCUGGACAGCCUCUCGCUAAAGAGCACCAACUCGUACGAAAAUCUGCUCAUUCAAAAGCAGAAGCUGGCACGUACACCCUCUGCCGUUCGCGCCACGCCGCCCACCUCUUUGAAAUCGAGCAUAGAGCCACCGACACUGGCGCAAAUUUCAUCGCUAAAGACCACUCCGCCGCUAGCUGCUCUUACCGAGCACCAGCAGCACUUUCAUGCCACGAGCAUCCAAGCAGCACCCACUCACGGUACCGGUCACAUCCAUGCCCAUGCCCAUGCCCACUCGCAGGCAAAUGCUCUUCCGAUGGCUGGGCCGGGGCGACGCCCGGAGCAUCCGCAAUCGACGCUAGACAAAGCCGCAUCCUUCCAGUCCGCGCGCACCGAGUCGCACAGCUCGGGAGCGGUCGAAACGAGCUCAGCCAUGGCCCAAAAGGCUGAGCAGUCGCAGUCUGCGGCGCCAGAGGCCACACAGAAGCCGUCGGCAUUCACGCGACUGACCGAAAAACCAUGGCAUUGUUUGGUUUCCUACGUAGACGAUCUCACUGUCGGUGGGAGACGUAACUCGCAGGGAGCUUACAAUGAUCCCAUGACUUUUCCGAGCUACGGGGCCACGAAGGCGCCCAAGGUGCCCGACGACUGUUUUCCCCAGAAGUGCUACGAUCACUUCUUCUUCCGCUGCCCCUGGUUUAUGAGCUGUAUGGACACGCAAAGCGCGAAGCACUGGACGCGCGUGAGGACGGCUGUCUUGGCGGUUGUCGAUACUCCGGCCUUUGAGUGGUUUGUGCUGGUGCUGAUCUUUGCGUCGAGUAUCACGCUCUGCUUCGAGGACAUUAACUUGGACAAGAAUAAGACGCUGAAGCGCGUGCUCUACUGGAUAAAUUUUUCCUUCUGCCUGAUAUUCGUCGUGGAGAUGAUCCUCAAGUGGCUCGCAUUGGGUUUCUCAAAGUACUUUACCAGCUUCUGGACCAUACUCGACUUCAUUAUAGUGUUUGUGUCGGUUUUCUCGCUGCUCAUUGAGGAGAACGAGAACCUGAAGGUACUGCGCUCGCUGCGCACCUUGCGAGCUCUGCGCCCGCUGAGAGCUAUCUCUCGGUGGCAAGGAAUGCGGAUUGUAGUAAACGCUCUCAUGUAUGCAAUACCAUCAAUUUUCAAUGUACUUUUGGUUUGUUUAGUUUUUUGGUUGAUCUUCUCAAUAAUGGGUGUUCAGUUCUUUGGUGGUAAAUUUUUCAAGUGCGUCAAUGAGAUGGGCGAGUUACUGCCGAUAACUGAGGUCAACGACAAAUGGGACUGCAUCGAGCAGAACUAUACGUGGAUAAACUCUAAAAUAACCUUCGACCACGUAGGCAUGGGCUAUCUGGCCCUGCUGCAAGUGGCCACCUUUGAGGGCUGGAUGGAGGUGAUGGCCGACGCAGUGGACGCCCGCGGAGUAGACCUGCAACCGCAGCGAGAAGCCAAUCUAUAUGCUUAUAUUUAUUUUGUUAUAUUUAUUGUGUGCGGAUCGUUUUUCACACUCAAUCUGUUCAUUGGAGUUAUUAUCGAUAACUUCAACAUGCUCAAAAAGAAGUAUGAAGGAGGAGUGUUGGAAAUGUUUCUCACCGAAUCUCAAAAACACUAUUACACGGCUAUGAAAAAAUUGGGACGAAAGAAACCACAGAAAGUUAUUAAGCGACCUAUAAAUCAUUUUUUAGCUAUGUUUUAUGAUUUAUCCAAUUCGAGAAGGUUCGAGAUCGCGAUCUUUGUACUGAUUUUUCUCAACAUGCUUACCAUGGGCAUCGAACACUACGAUCAACCGCAUGCGGUCUUCUUUAUCCUGGAAGUGAGCAACGCCUUCUUCACCACGGUCUUCGGGCUGGAAGCCAUUGUGAAGAUCGUGGGCCUGCGCUAUCACUACUUCACGGUGCCGUGGAACGUGUUCGACUUUCUGCUGGUGCUGGCCUCCAUCUUCGGCAUUCUCAUGGAAGACAUCAUGAUCGACCUGCCCAUCAGUCCGACGCUGCUGCGCGUGGUACGAGUCUUCCGAAUCGGGCGCAUCCUGCGCCUGAUUAAGGCCGCCAAGGGCAUCCGUAAGCUGUUGUUUGCCCUAGUGGUGUCGCUGCCCGCCCUCUUCAACAUUGGGGCCCUGUUGGGACUGAUUACGUUCAUUUAUGCGAUCCUGGGCAUGUCGCUGUUCGGAAACGUAAAGCUCCAGGGCGCCCUCGACGAUAUGGUAAAUUUCCAGACCUUCGGGCGAAGCAUGCAGCUGCUGUUCCGGCUGAUGACCUCGGCUGGGUGGAACGACGUGCUCGAGUCGCUGAUGAUCCAGCCUCCAGACUGUGACCCCUUCAUCCACGGACAAACGAACGGCAACUGCGGCCAUCCGCUGCUGGCCAUUACCUACUUUACGAGCUUCAUUAUCAUUAGCUACAUGAUUGUGAUCAAUAUGUACAUUGCCAUCAUCCUGGAGAACUUUAAUCAGGCGCACCAGGAGGAGGAGAUCGGCAUUGUCGAGGACGAUCUGGAAAUGUUUUACAUUCGCUGGUCCAAAUACGAUCCACAUGCCACCCAAUUUAUACACUUCUCGCAACUGUCCGAUUUUAUUGCCUCUCUCGAUCCACCAUUGGGCAUCUCGAAGCCCAAUAAUGUCGCUUUAGUGUCAUUUAAUCUGCCCAUUUCUAAGGGCAAUAAAAUACACUGCCUCGACAUUUUGCACGCGCUCGUGAAGCACGUGCUAGGUCAUGUCGAGGAGACCGAUAACUUCAAGCAGUUGCAGGAACAAAUGGAUGUCAAGUUCAAGAAACAGUUUCCAACGCGCAAAGAAUUGGAAAUUGUUUCGUCGACGCGGAUCUGGAAGCGCCAGGAAAAGGCGGCCAAGACCAUUCAGACUGGCUGGAAGGAAUAUUUGCGGCGCAAGCGGGAGAAGGAGCGCUCCAACUCCGGGGACAGUGCCACCCAGACUUCCAGUCCAGGCGGAUGGCAAUCGAAGCUCUCAGCGUUAAACUUCUUCCACCUACAGGUGAGUCGCCGUGGCACCGCCUGCUCCAGUCGUGCCUCGUCACGGAAAUCCUCGCGUGCCUCUGACGCCUCAGAUCUCAGCGAAUUGGCCGGGCCCUGGUUGAACCUGCCCCUGAUGCUCGUCUCGGGGGCCGACGACGUGGUCAAGGACAUCAAGCAGCAGAGCGACGAGCUAGGCAAACGCGGUAGCAUAUUUGUGGAAGCGCCUAGAGCAAGUCGUCGCCGAAGCUUUUAUAAUUUCUUUUUGCGUCAUCAGGAUGCUGUCGAUGACAGCUUAACCUCACCUUCAGUACAUAGAAAAACUGCUAUGAACAACACGACCAACACCACCUCAACCUCCGCCUCUGCCACGGCCUCCUCCACCGCCACAGCCUGCGCCACUGGUUGUGGCACCUCAGCCACCUCCGCCUCCGAAGGCGACCGACACCAGGGUGGGGGAGGGCCGACUCCCUCACGUAAGCGCGCCUCUAGUUUCAUUCGCAAGAAACCGCCCCUAGAAAGAGCCGAGGCACCUGCCCCCGAGGUGAUCGUCACGAGGCCAUCGCCGGACCAACAGAUGCACCCGCACUCGCUCAGCUUGCGACCGGACAACGCCACCCUGGUGCAUGUGCUGGUGCAUCGCGAGAGCGAAGAGUACAAGGAGGAGGAUGAGAGCAGACCAUCCUCGCCUGGAAACGGAAAUGGUAAUUGUAGUGGCCUGGAGAGGCUAAACAAGCAGGCGCCACCUCAGAUACGGAUUAGCACCGGCUCGGUGGAAAGCACCAUGGACACGUGCACAAUGCCCACGGUGCAGAUCAUGGUGGACAGCCCCAAGGACCCGCCGCGUGGGGACUUCAGCACCGAGCUUGCCGCACAUGCUGCAGGAGCCAUCGAGGAUGUAGAUAUGCCCAUCGAUGUAAAUGUACAAGGCGACACAUCGCAGGUGUUCUACGACUACAGCCCCGACAAGUCCACUAGUGACCGCCUAGAAGAGGAGGAGCAGAAGGAAGCGCAGGACGAGGCACCACCAGCCAGAGAGAGAUGACCUCCGGUCAAAAUACCGCAGCGGGAUUCAGGGCGGCGCUCCAGUAGUAGCAGCCAGAGUAGCAGCUGCAGCAGCGCCAGGAGCAGCUCGUCCUCCUCGUCGUCGUCGACGGCAUCGGCAGCUCCCGCGGCGCGUCGUCCGAGUUGACAACCUCCAGUCUGAGUGCGUAUUAAAUGCCGAUUCCUGUGUGCAUUUGUGUCAGAACUCGUAGUUUUUUAGGCUUAGGAAUAGGCUUAGGCAUGGGGCUCGCCUCUUUGUUAUCAUAGUCGAUUACCUAUAUAAUUAUAUACUAGUCGCUUUAUACGAUAUACAUAUAUACACAUAUACAGAUACGGAGCUAUCCAAAUUUAUACAUACAAUAUCAAUCUAAGGAGGAAAUCAAUACUAACUAUGUUAACAAGAACGUGCAUUAAACCGUUGUAGUACUCGAAUCAAAUCAAAAAUCCGAAUGAGUCGGUGUCGGAAUCACCUACAUUAUGGUUAUUGUCACAAUCAGAAUUGAGUAAGAGGAGAUUCGUUGGUAGUUUACUGCCCGAUUUAGUCGUAAUCAGAUCGGUUGACCCACAGACGAAAGAAUGAAUGUAAGAUUUUGCACCGCAAUGUAUCCUAUUCUCCCUGCCGUGGGCCGACUUUUUUGAACAUUUUCGAAGGUUGUUUUUGAACUAUACAAUACAUAGAGAUUGGCAUUACAUGCAUACAUUACAUGUGUAACUAACUAUCGCGGUUAGAUCUAGGCUCAUAACUGUAGUGUUUGAUUUCAUAAUUAUCGACCUGCAUAUACGACGGUAUAUGUGAAUAGUAUCUAAAUACAUUUUGUACAUAUGCCAAAGGAAGUAUUUUAAACUAAAAAGCUAAUAUUAUAGUUACAGACAUUAGUUAGAGACAAUUUAUUGAAAUAUUUAUAAAGGUUUUUCGUUAAGAUAGCUCAUUAAAUUGCCGAUUACCAAUACAAUUACGAAAGCGAAUAUUAUCCAUUACCGAUUGUUCGAAGUACAAAAGCGAAGUAUUAGUAGAUUUGAUUAUUAUUAUAUUGUAUUGUACAUAUCUUAUGGCCCAUCCCAGAUUCCCUCCUUCUUUUCUUUUCUACAUCAAACUGUAAGAACUAAGCCAAAAAAUCAUGUCAAGUGAUGUACUCAACACUCUCACAUAUUUAAAUUAAAUCUAAUCCCAGUCGGGAUCUAGCCACUACACUGCACUUUUAUCGAAAUCGUUAUUAAAGCAAUCCAAGAAAACCCGAAAUCAAUCAGAAGAGCUACCAAAGUACCAGUGAGAAUAACUUUUAUAUUGUGACGCGCUUAGUUUAGUUUAUUUUCGAUUUAGUGUAGCCGAAACAAUUAAAUCAAAAGCAAGAUGCAACAAUUGUAGUCUCCUAUACAAAGAACAACCUACAAGCUUCCACAAGAACUCUAUUUUAGCAAAAUGAUUUACAAUUUACACUCGACUUCUUUUUACGAUUUAAAUAAUGGCUAGGUUGGGCCAAGUUUCCAAGAAACUCGCCUUGUUACUUUUUUACUUUUUAAGUGUUGUUCUCUCUCUUAAGUCUCCAUUGUGAUCGCAUUAAGUUUAAACAUCGAACAGGACAUGAGUUGAGAAGUGAAUAUUACGUAUUUCAAGCGGAAGAAUAUAACAAAUAUCAAAUACUGAAUUACAUGUGCACACUUUAUUCGACUCAAGUCGAGUCUACGCUACUCUUACUCUACUUUCAUAACUUAACAACAGACAAUCAGACAGCGAUUGAUAGUAAAUUGAAAUUCUAUGGUACCAACUAAAUCGUUUUCUCCAGGAACAAACAAACAAAUGAACACACAACAACUUAAUUGUGAUUUUAACUGCAAUUUUUACACAUAAAAUAAAACAACUAAGAUCAUAAUUUUUAAUUAGAAUUGUUAACAAAGGAAACAAAUCCAACAACAGACAGAAACCAAACACUCGUCAAUUAAGUGAUAUUUAAUAAUGGUACGUACUCGUAUUCGAUUGUACAUAAACGAAAAACGAUUAUGAUAAUGAUAACGAAAUAGCAAUAGAACCUCAUCCAACCACAAAAAAAAAGAUGAAAACUCAAAAAAAAGAGGAGUUUUAAUUUAAGUUAUCAUCAACAAAAAUCGAUUAAAAAGAUAUUACGAUUAGAGAGCGAGACGAGACCAAUCGGAGCAAUGCCAUGAUGUGCGAUGUUUAAUUUAGUCAUAAAGUAUAACGACAAUAAAAUGAAUGAGGCAUAUUCCAUUAAAUAGACACAAAUUCGAGGCGUCAUCGUUAACGAACCCAAAACUAAUAUUGACAACAGGCAGGCCACCCACACAGAAACCGGGGUAAUACCAACAAACGUAGCUCUAGAUAUUAUUGAAUCGUAGUUGUAAUCGCAGUAGACGAAGCUAUGCUCCCAGUCAAGUUAAGCCAAUAGCUAAUCGAACCAAUCGGAAACAGAAGAGGCAGAACCGAGUUCUAUGCAUUUAAAGCUCACGGCACCGCAAGCAGGACAUUAGGAUGAGCACCCGAGAUAAAGCGACAGCUGGAUGUAGGAGGCUGGAACACAUAAAGUACACAAAUAUAUACCUAUAGUUAGCAAUACGGCUGGUUUGAGUAGGCAUGCCUUACAGAAUACACGAUUUUAUUUAUAUAUACAUAUUUAUUGUUGAGAUUAAAGUAUAUACGAUCGAUAGAAGUUAACGUUUCAUCGGCCACGCUACCAGCAGUAAUAGAAGACGAAUAAUAACAUUUAAACCAGGAGCUAAGAAAAAAACGAAUCAGAAGUCGUAGGAUUGUUCAACACGCUCUGAGAACUAAGUCAAUUAUUUUUAUUUGCCGCUUUUAAGGUCCUAGUCCUAGUCCUAGUCCUGUAACAAUAACAGCAGCAGCUAAAGCGUAGUCAAGUGGAGAACUAAACUAAAGUUAAAUAACAAUUCGUAUUCUAGCUUUGCUUAAUCAUUGCCUGCGCUUCGUUCGCUUCAUACACGCUCCAAUGGAUCAACUCAGAAUUUUGGUCCGUUGCUGUCGGAAAUCAUUAAAAACAAUAAUUAGGCUGAAAAUUGUUAACAGAUUAUGACCGCAUAGUUUGCAUAAAUUUCCACUCGGAUUUCCAUUGCCGUUGAUUGCCUCGUUAGCCCUUUAGAUCCGUGAAAUUCGAUUUGGUCAGCUACGCUCAGUUCAUCUCUGACUUAAAUAAAAGAUUUAUGAUAGACAAGGGAGAUGCAGAAAAUAAAAAUUAACCAUUAAACAUAAGAUGUGACUAAGACACAUUUUGAACCGAAUCAUAUCAAAUCAAAACAAAAGGAUAACCAAGUAAAGGGAAUAACUAAUGACAACUCUAAAAAGCGUAAAUCUAAUAUUUGAAAUUAAAUAUUUACUCCGGUACAAAUGGUACAGUAAAGAUAUUCGUUUAUACAAUAUUUACUGUCUAUAUAAUCAUUAUAUACUACUUACUUACUGAAAAUUAUUAAGGGUUUUGUUCAAUUUCAUUAUUCGUAUGUUAAUAAAAACAAUUUCCAACUAA